Molecule: messenger RNA, 495 nt
Organism: Paramecium tetraurelia
Lineage: Eukaryota; Ciliophora; Oligohymenophorea; Peniculida; Parameciidae
Exons: 3
Source: RefSeq, a predicted model, not a curated record
AUGAAUAAUUCCAGAAAAAAUAAUCGACCCUCACAUUAUCAAAAGGUUGACGAGAAUAUUAGACAGCAAAUUAUAGAUUAAGCAUGCAACAUGGGGUAGCCAUUAAGAUAAAUAGCUCAAAACCAUGGAAUUAAAUAUUCAACUGCAAAAGCUAUUGUCUAGGUGUACCAAAACGAAGGAAGAAUAGGAAAAAAACGAACAAGAGAUAAACGAAUUUUUUAAGAGAUUGAAACCUUCAUGAUAGUUGUUCACAAGUAAUCAGGCAAAAUAGAAAAGCUCAAACACAAAUCUGAAUGCAGUGAUCUAAAAACCAAUUUUCAGACUGCUAAAAUAAAUCUUGAAGAAGCCCACUAUUCUUAGCUAGCUCAAUAUUUUGGAAAGUAUACUCUGUAUUAAGAAGAUGAGGCAUAAAGUUCAUAAAAUGAAACCUUACUGAACAUUGUUAAAACUUUAAAUGAGUAAUACUAAUAAUUUUAGAAUGAUCCUUCACAAUGA